CUCUGGCGUCCGCCUGCCCGCAGCCGAGGCGCAGCUCGACCGCAGGCGGAGCGUACUGUCGCCGGUCAUGAAGACCGUCUUCGUCACCGUGGGCACCACCAGCUUCGACGAGCUGAUCGCGGCCGUUUCCUCCCCGGCGGCCGAGCAGGUGCUGCGGAGCCGUGGCUGCCGGCAGUUGGUGCUGCAGAUCGGGCGGGGCGCGCUGCAGCCCGCCCCUCAGUACGGCCCGGCCUUCGUGCGGGACGUGUUCCGCUUCAAGGAGUCGCUGGCUGAGGACCUGCGGAGAGCCGACCUGGUCAUAAGCCACGCAGGUGCAGGUAGCUGUUUGGAGACUCUAGAGGAAGGAAAGCCACUGCUCGUGGUGAUAAAUGAGAAGCUGAUGGACAACCAUCAGCUGGAGCUGGCACGUCAGCUCCACAAAGAUGGACACGUCCUCUAUUGUAACUGCAGCACACUUGUGGAGACACUGCAGUCAAUGGACUUAUCAACUCUGAAACCUUUUCCUCCUGGACAACCAGAAAAGUUUGCUUUGUUUUUGGAUAAAGUUGUUGGGUUUGAAUACAAGCAAAACAAACUCCUGAACCGGUGCUUCUCAUGCACGAGUGUAGCUUCUAGUAGCAAGUUACGAGCAGGUAUAGGCGUUUCCCUAACCGCACCGAGACGCCGUAGCCCGCUGGGGCUCCCCGAGGUCCGCCGCGCACCCCCCAGCAGGGGGCAGGCAGCAGCACGGGGCAGGCAGCAGCGGCCCCCGUACGGAGCCGGGCACGAGAGCCCCCCGCGCUCCAGGCGGGCCCGAGAGCGGGAGCGGCCGCACCUGGGCGCGCCGAGCGUCGACCCUCAUUGGCGGCCGGCGCCGCCCCCAGUGCUAUGCGCGGAGCGUCGGCCCCGCCGUCUUCCCGGCACGAUGCAGAAGGGUUGGAAGAAGUACUUCGGGCAGAAGUCGCUCAGCGAGGUGACCAUGGACGAGUACCUGGGCAGCCUCGGCCUGUACCGCAAGCUGACGGCUAAGGACGCCUCCUGCCUCUUCAGAGCCAUCUCGGAGCAGCUGUUUUUGUGCCAAAUUCAUCACAUGGAGGUGAGGAAAGCUUGCGUCUCGUUUAUGAGGCAAAAUCAGCGUAACUUUGAAUCCUAUGUGGAGGGGUCAUUUGAGAAAUACCUUGAACGACUGGGAGAUCCAAAGGAAAGUGCUGGCCAGCUGGAAAUAAGUGCUUUAUCAGUGAUCUACAAUCGAGACUUUAUUCUGUACCGGUACCCUGGAAGGCCACCCACUUAUGCUACAGACAAUGGCUUUGAAGACAAGAUACUACUGUGCUGUUCUGGCAAUGGUCAUUAUGACUCUGUGUAUACAAAACAAUUUCAAGCAAAUGCUGCUAUUUGCCAGGCUGUGUUAUAUGAGAUCCUGUACAAAGACGUGUUCCUCAUGGAUGAGGAAGAAUUAAGGUCUGCGGUUGAGAUGUUUCGAAGUGGUUCCAAGAAGCACAGAAACAGUGGCUGUGUAGAAAGCGAGGACACAAACUUCAAUUGUCUUCAUGAAAAAAUACCCAGAAAUCCAUCAGGAAAGAGAGGUGAUGUCUGGGAAGGCAAUGAUACUGACAGUCCAGUGGAAGAUAAGUUCAGACAAGGCACUGAAGAAGCAAAGAUUACAGAAAAUUCCUCGAAAAUGCCUUUCCCCUACAAAGUGCUAAAAGCUUUGGACCCAGAGAUUUAUCGAAAUGUGGAAUUUGAUGUUUGGCUGGACAGCAGAAAAGAGCUUCAAAAAACUGACUACAUGGUGUUUGCGGGGAGACAGUACUAUUUAGGAGACAAGUGUCAGGUGCGUCUGGAUCCUGGAGGUAAGUAUUACAAUGCUCAUAUCCAGGAAGUUGGGCAGGAUGGCAACACGGUGACUGUUUUCAUUGAGGAGCUGGCAGAAAAGCAUACCGUUCCUUUGGCAAGCUUAAAACCAGUGACACAAGUGGCACCUGUCCUUGCUUGGAAUGUGGUUCCCAGCCGAAAAGGAGGAAGCUAUCAGAAAGUAGCAGGUGGAUACUUCUCAGGAAUAGAAAUGGAUGUGAAAACACGGAAGAGAUUGCUUAAGAAAGUUCGUGGAAAGGAAGUCUUUAUGACAAUGGCUUAUAGUAGGGGUCAGCCAGUUCUCCCGCCCCGGCUACAGCAUGGUGUUCCCUCAGGGCGCUCUCCUCCAGUUCACUGCUCACAGGGUGGUGGAAACAUGGCACCUUAUGGACCCUAUCAUCCUCAGAAUCCUCCCCAGAGACAUAAUCGUGGAUUUGGAAUGCCAAGGGGAUCUGCCCGAUUUAUAAACAGGCACAACAUGGUUGGCCCUCAAAUAGCAUUCUACCCCAGUCCAGGAAAGAGAUGUUAUCAGAGCUAUGACAGUUUCUCCUGCAGGUCACGUUCAUACAGCCGUAGCCGCCGUCAGAUGCAGUGUGUGAAUAAGGAAUGUCAGUAUGGGUUCGUACCAGAGAAUGGAGAAGAGCCUCAAGGAUCAGAAGAAACAAUAACUUUCUACGAAAUUGAAGAAGGGGAUGAAACUUCUUUUCCUGCCUUAGCAGGACAGGGUAGUCCUACUGCAAUUGUCCACGGUCCAGCAGGUUUUUGGGUAGCUAGAAGAGGCCCCAACUCAGUUCCAGCCAACAAGCAGACCCUGAAUCGCUCAGAGGAGGAUGUAGAAGAAACAAGUGAAAAUGGGAAAUUUCAUGAAGAAUAUCUGUAUGCACCUCCAGAUCCAGAAUGUGAAACUGCAACAGUAUUUAGUUCAGCAGAACCUACAGCAAACUUGGAAGAAGGGCCAGUGGCUGUGUCAGCUCAAGAUGGAGUGGCUUCCUACAGUUAUCCCCAGAAGGUGAUGGUGAACUCUGCAGUAAUUGCUACCUCUGCAGGUGUUAAUGCUGCUCCACCUACAGUCUUCUCCUCAAAUUCUGCCACCACACAAGCCAGUGUCACAACAGCUGUCCCCCCACAAACGGCAAUUCAACCAGUUCUAGUCUCUCCUGCUUCUAUAGGGAGGCCAGUGCCAGUUUCUUCACUGCCAUUCCCAAUUUAUUCAGCUCCUCUUCCUCCAGCUAGUGAGGUGGGAGAAGCUGGUGCCAUUCCUCCGCCUUACUCUUGUGAUCCCAGUGGCAGUGAUCUGCCAAGAGAUACAAAGGUCUUGCAGUAUUAUUUUAAUCUGGGAUUGCAAUACUAUCACCAGAGUUACUGGCAUUCCAUGGUCUAUGUACAGCCAGUGCCACCAGCAUCAUCUGUGGAGGCUUAUCCAGCAUACGCUGAGCCAGCUCAUGUCCUGGAUCAUUCAGUACCUCAGCUCUACGAUGCUGGGCGAGCUGAGGUCCAUCAGGUUCCCCUCGAUGCACCUACAAAUGGUAACUUUCAAAAUGCAGAGCCUCCAGCCCUGUCCCAUGGCACAGUGUAUUACCCGGUGGUGUCAGACCCCUACAACCAGCCAUCUGCCCCAGGGUUUGAUUCUUGCAUCUCUCUAGUACCUGCCUAUCACUAUAUUGGUUCGUGGCAUUCAUUAAAUCCACCAUAUGGAACUUCUCCACGAGUUCCUAAUGCUGUAAGUUCUGGACAGCUGCACCAAGUCAGCUAUGUUGCCUCACCUAACCCGGCAACGCAUUAUGUGCCUCAAGGAAUGUAAGUCUUGGGAGGGUGUAAACUCACUUCUUGCACUUAGUUUUUCUCAUGUCUUUUUUCAUCAACUUACAUUGUUUUGUAAGUCUUUGUCUCAGUGGGCUGGGGUGACUGAUUAAAUUGCAUUCGAUUCCAUGUUUAUUUCCAGGUUUAUGCUAAUGAUAAUCAGCUUGACGGGAUGAAGUUUUGGUAGUUCAUGUAAGGCAGCAUAGGGGAGGAGUAUACAUAAACUGUAGUGCAGGGGAACACAAUACAUGUAUUAGACUACAUUAAAAAAUGUGUAAAAACAUACUGUCACUAAGGGAAAAUUGCAUUACGUACCUGUGUGGGUGGGUACACUGUUACACUUAAACACAUGGUUCUUGUACAAGCACAGCUGCCAUUACAACCACAGCAAAAAAUUGGGUGCAGUUUGUUAGAGGACAGAAUUGUUUGAAGUAAGUUGGUGUUCUCAGAUUUCACAAAACAAAACUUCUUUUGCCGUUGGUGAUCACAUAUUUGUAAUGUGUGAUUCUGUUCUGUGUUGGCUUCAUGUCUCUUAAAAGUGUAAGAUACUGCUUCAACCUGUUGUACUGUAUAUCGGUGUGCAUUUGUAAGAUACGUUUUGUGAAAGCUGUUGCACGAGUGGUGAUAGUUCUGGUGUCUAAUUUGCACUGAUAGCACAAAAUAAAAGCAUCUA
This is a messenger RNA of Gallus gallus (chicken), 4306 nucleotides long. It is a transcript of the gene ALG13, whose product is annotated as ALG13, UDP-N-acetylglucosaminyltransferase subunit. The transcript is spliced from 28 exons. Gene Ontology annotation, molecular function: hexosyltransferase activity. Gene Ontology annotation, biological process: dolichol-linked oligosaccharide biosynthetic process. The coding region runs from base 68 to 3634 and encodes 1188 amino acids. NCBI's taxonomy places the organism in Eukaryota, Metazoa, Chordata, Aves, Galliformes, Phasianidae. The record is from RefSeq and is a predicted model, not a curated record.